Passer domesticus (house sparrow) is the source of this 2852-nucleotide messenger RNA. RefSeq names its product cyclic nucleotide gated channel subunit beta 3 (gene CNGB3). Gene Ontology annotation, molecular function: protein-containing complex binding; intracellularly cGMP-activated cation channel activity; cGMP binding. The coding region runs from base 1 to 2118 and encodes 705 amino acids. Gene Ontology annotation, biological process: monoatomic cation transmembrane transport. The transcript is spliced from 16 exons. The record is from RefSeq and is a predicted model, not a curated record. Gene Ontology annotation, cellular component: intracellular cyclic nucleotide activated cation channel complex; photoreceptor outer segment; plasma membrane. NCBI's taxonomy places the organism in Eukaryota, Metazoa, Chordata, Aves, Passeriformes, Passeridae.
AUGACCUUGAAGUUCUCUUCCAACUUUGAUAAUUCUGUGAUUAAAGGAAAAGAUGGCGGUGCACAGAAGCCAACACGUCCGGGUCCCCAAACAAAUGAGUACGCUGAUGCCCAGCUUCAAGAGAUUGUCAAAAAAUUGCGUGAAAGGGCAAAUGUCUAUAAGGAAAAGCUGAAUGACCCAGUGAUAUCUUCACCUGAAGCAAGUCCUCCAACUUCACCAAAGAAGCCUCCACCCCCACCGAAAGAUGAAAAAAAAGAUGAAAAAAAAGAUGAAAAAAAGGAAGAAAAGAAAGAGGAGGCAGAAGCAAAGCCAGAGGAGGAUCAUUACUGUGAUAUGCUGUGCUGUAAAUUCAAAAAACCUCCACUGAAAAAAUACAUGGAGUAUAUGAAGCUACCAGAUACCAUUGACUCAUACACAGAUCGCCGCUAUGUGGCGUGGCUCAUGCUUGUGACAAUUGCCUAUAACUGGAACUGCUGGUUCAUUCCCCUGCGCUAUGUGUUCCCGUACCAAACCCCCAGUAACACCAUAUACUGGUUUGCCAUUGAUGUCAUGUGUGACAUCUGCUACCUGUGUGACUUGAUAAUUUUCCAGCCCCGAGUGCGGUUUAUCAAAGGGGGAGAUAUAAUAUCAGACAGAGCAGAGACGGAGAAAUUCUACCGCAGUUCUCUGAAGUUUCGGCUUGAUGUGAUAUCAGUGUUUCCAUUUGACAUUUUAUACUUCUUCUUUGGAUUUAAUCCAGCACUUCGAGCAAACAGGAUGCUAAAGCAUAACACAUUCUUUGAGUUUAAUGAUCGUUUGGAAGCUAUUAUGGAAAAAGCAUACAUCUACAGGGUCAUUCGAACAACUGGAUACUUGCUGUUUAUCUUGCACAUUAAUGCAUGCCUGUAUUAUUGGGCUUCAGACUAUGAAGGAAUUGGCAGCACUAGAUGGGUGUAUGAUGGCGAAGGAAACAUGUACCUGAGGUGUUACUACUGGGCAGUUCGUAGUUUAAUCACCAUUGGUGGCCUUGCAGAACCACAAACGCUGUUUGAGAUAAUUUUUCAACUGCUGAAUUAUUUCAUGGGUGUCUUUGUCUUCUCCAGCUUAAUUGGUCAGAUGAGAGACGUAAUUGGAGCAGCAACAGCAGGGCAGAACUACUUUCGUUCCUGUGUGGACAACACUGUCUCCUAUAUGAACACCUAUUCUAUUCCAAAGUUGGUGCAGAAUCGUGUUAGAACCUGGUAUGAAUACACAUGGGACUCUCAAGGAAUGCUGGAUGAAUCAGAAUUACUGGAGCAGAUGCCAACCAAAAUGCAUUUAGCCGUUGCAAUUGAUGUGAACUUUGCCAUUGUCAACAAAGUGGAUUUAUUCAAAGGCUGUGAUACCCAGAUGAUAUACGACAUGCUGCUAAGAUUGAAAUCCAUUGUAUAUUUACCUGGUGACUUUGUCUGCAAAAAGGGAGAGAUUGGCAGAGAGAUGUACAUCAUUAAACAGGGUGAAGUUCAAGUCCUGGGAGGCCCUGAUGGUACCAAAGUCCUGGUUACACUAAGAGCAGGAGCUGUAUUUGGGGAGAUCAGCCUCCUAGCUGCAGGUGGAGGAAAUCGAAGGACUGCCAACGUGGUGGCUCAUGGUUUUGCCAACCUUUUCAUUCUGGACAAGAAAACACUCAAUGAAAUCUUGGUGAACUAUCCUGACUCAGAAAAACUUCUCAUGAAGAAAGCAAAGGUGCUCCUGAAGCAGAAGGGGAAACCUGCUCCGGGACCACCAGUGCAACAACCACGGGGCUUGGCCAGUCUCUUUGGGCAGAAACAGGAAACUCCAAAAUUGUUUAAAGCAAUGCUUGGAGGAAAAGGAAAAGAAGGCCUUGCUAAGCUGCUGCAGCUGAAGAAACAAGAAGAAACUCAGGAAACUCAAGCUGCAACAGAGACCAAGCCAAAAGAAGAGGAGAAGAAACCUGUGGCUCCUGCAGCCCCCUCUGCACCCCCUGCUCAAAAGGAAAAGCCACAGGCAGAUGCUAAGCCUGCAGUUAUGCAGAGAGCAACCAGUAAGGAGUCUCUGAUCAUUAGUAUGACACCAUCCCCCAAGCCAGGAGAAGGAGAGAUCCUUAAAGUUGAAAUUAAAGAAAAAGAAAAGAAAUAGAUGGUGUAUUGGGGUGUGGCCCAUCUACUUGUCUUGCAACAUUCAGAGGGCUGCCUGGACUUCGCUUUUGGGUAUAGAAUAUAAAAGUAGAGACUACGCAUGAGAAAAAUCUACUCCAGCUCCUUGUCUUCCUGCCCUCCUCUCCUGGCACAACUGCACAAAUUAUUUAUAUUCUUAACCUUGACACUGAAGAGAGAACUUUUGGUGUAUUAGAAAUUACGGCUCAGAUUGUAUUUGACGACCAUUUACUUGUUUCUUGUUUUAUUCAUGCUCUCCCUUUUCUCUUACUCUGUCUUAUUCCUACUUCUCCUCUUCCCUCUCCUCUUUAUUCUUGCUUUCUUCCUGUUGUUCCUGUUGCUUGGUUUGCUCUUAGCUUUUUUGUGUAUUCUUUUCUGUUUUCUCCUCUUCCUUCCCAUAGUUAUCCUUUUCAUUGCUACUGCCCUACUGUUGCUAAGGUUCCUUAUGUUUCUCUCUAUCCUUCUCCCUCCUUCCCUUAUACUUCUAAUUGGUGACCUGGGUUUGUGACCAGCGUGACUCAGAGCAGACAGCAGGUGAUAUGUGUUGGGAUGUUUUACCUUGGGACAGAGGGCAACAUAACAAAACCAUUGUCAAAAAAUAAAUCCCAAAAUCUGCAAUUGGAAAGCAGAUUAUAGAAUUAUUGCCAGCCCUUUGAAAGCAUAAACAUCUGCUCCAGCUGUCUUUGAUUCUGGCAAAUUAACAUGGGAAAGACUCAG